AGGAAUUUGUUCCCCCAUGAUCCGGCUCCCAUCCGUCCCGACACGUGACUCCAAUCUAAACCCACUUCGCACGUAAUUUCUCUUUUUUGGCCACUUUCUGUAAUGGAAUAAAUCUGAGUAGGAUCUUCUACGUAGUAUUUCCUAAUCCAUCAUCAUCUUUCAGUUCUUCACUACACAAAUUCUGUGGAGACCCACUGACCAAUUUCCCUCACAAAUCAUCUACAGAUGGCUUCAUCUACUCUUAUCUGUGACACGGAGCAAUGGAAGGACUUGAAGGCCCAUGUCGACGACAUUAAAAAGACACAUUUAUGUGAAUUGAUGAGCAACACUGAGCGAUGCAACUCCAUGAUGGUUGAAUUCGAUGGGCUACUAUUGGACUACUCACGGCAAUGUGCUACCCUCGAAACAAUGGAUAAGCUAUUCAAAUUGGCAGAGGCAGCAGGUCUCAAAGGAAAAAUUAACAGGAUGUUUAACGGGGAGCGGAUAAACAGCACGGAGAACAGGUGUGUCCUUCAUGUAGCUCUCCGUGCUCCAAGGGAUGCAGUUUUAAACUGCGAUGGAAAGAAUACGGUCCCAGAUGUUUGGCAAGUUCUGGACAAGAUCAGGGAAUUCUCUGAGAGGGUGCGCAGUGGUUCCUGGGUUGGAGCUACAGGAAAACCACUGAAGGAUGUUGUAGCUAUUGGCAUAGGUGGCAGCUUCUUAGGUCCUCUUUUUGUGCAUACAGCUCUUCAAACAGAUCCAGAGGCUUCUGAAUUUGCAAGAGGACGCCAACUGCGCUUUCUUGCAAAUGUUGAUCCAAUUGACGUUGCUAGAAAUAUUACUGGGUUGAAUCCUGACACUACGUUAGUUGUGGUGGUUUCUAAGACUUUUACAACAGCUGAAACAAUGUUGAAUGCUCGGACAAUGAGGGAAUGGAUUUCAUCUGCUUUGGGGCCGGAGGCAGUUGCGAAGCACAUGGUUGCUGUCAGUACUAAUCUAACGCUUGUAGAACAGUUUGGUAUUGAUCCUAAUAAUGCUUUUGCAUUCUGGGACUGGGUCGGAGGCCGAUAUAGUGUUUGCAGCGCUGUUGGAGUAUUGCCUUUAGCUCUCCAAUACGGGUUCUCCGUUGUCGAGAAGUUCCUGCAGGGAGCUUCAAGCGUCGACAAACACUUCUAUUCAGCACCUUUUGAUAAAAACAUUCCCGUGCUUUUAGGUUUGUUGAGCAUAUGGAAUGUUUCUUUUCUUGGACACCCUGCAAGGGCCAUUUUACCUUAUUCUCAAGCCUUGGAGAAGCUUGCGCCUCAUAUUCAACAGGUUAGUAUGGAAAGUAACGGGAAAGGGGUGUCAAUUGAUGGUGUGCCUCUUCCCUAUGAGAGUGGUGAAAUUGAUUUCGGUGAACCAGGAACAAAUGGUCAGCAUAGCUUUUACCAAUUAAUUCACCAGGGGCGUGUAGUUCCUUGUGAUUUUAUUGGUGUUGUGAAGAGUCAGCAACCUGUGUAUCUGAAAGGUGAAGUGGUGAGUAACCACGAUGAGCUCAUGUCGAACUUUUUUGCACAGCCAGAUGCCCUAGCUUAUGGGAAGACACCACAACAGUUACAAAAUGAGAAUGUCCCCCACCAUCUUAUCCCUCACAAGACCUUCCCAGGCAAUCGGCCUUCUCUCAGUCUUCUGCUUCCAUCAUUGAGUGCUUACAAUAUUGGACAGUUGCUGGCAAUGUAUGAACACAGAAUUGCUGUUGAGGGCUUCAUUUGGGGUAUUAACUCCUUCGAUCAGUGGGGAGUGGAGUUAGGAAAGUCACUGGCUUCCCAAGUCAGAAAGCAACUUCAUGCAUCUCGUAAGAAAGGAGGACCUGUUGAGGGCUUCAAUUUCAGUACCACAACAAUGUUGAAGAGAUAUCUAGAGGAGAGUGCAGAUGUACCUCAAGAUCCACCUACUCUUCUUCCUCAUAUGUGAAUGCCAUCUUUGGUGAAGGAACUGCCAGCAACCUUUCAGAUGGUUUUGUUCAAGACCUCAUACUCUUCAAUAAAGGCACGAACUGUCCGUAACCCACUAAUUUACGUUUCGAUGUAUGAGUCAUUUUGAAUUUAGUUCAUUCCUCUUGGAAUUUUUUUCAAAUAACCCAAGUUUUGGCUGUUCUACUUACCCUGGCACUAUGCCAACGUGUACUGAAAUAAAUUCAUCAUUUGAUUUAAUAAAUGGUGGGAACUGACUUGGACGUUUCUUCAUUAGAUAA
Molecule: messenger RNA, 2212 nt
Organism: Rhododendron vialii
Lineage: Eukaryota; Viridiplantae; Streptophyta; Magnoliopsida; Ericales; Ericaceae
Product: glucose-6-phosphate isomerase, cytosolic
Exons: 24
Coding region: 226-1932 (568 amino acids)
Biological process (GO): gluconeogenesis; glucose 6-phosphate metabolic process; glycolytic process
Cellular component (GO): cytosol
Molecular function (GO): monosaccharide binding; glucose-6-phosphate isomerase activity; carbohydrate derivative binding
Source: RefSeq, a predicted model, not a curated record